UGUUCACCAAUGCAGAACUUAUUUUGAAUUAGGUUUCUUUAAAUCUCUAGUAAAAAUAAUCAUAUUGACUGUCAGUAAACAAUGGAUCAUGCUUUUUCGAUAGCUUCACUACUAGAUGCUGAUGAACGAAAACUACUUAUUGCCUGCGAUAAUGGUGUUGGUAAUGAAAGUUGUAAUGAUAAUAAUCCUUAUAUUCACAAUGAUGUGUGUAUUGCACAUAAAAAUAUGGCCAAUAAUUCACCUUGUACGACACAAAGUCGAAGUGAUUUAAACGUGUUUUUACAAAAUAAUGAUCAUUUUCAACUUCAUCCAAUUUUUACCACUGUCAGCUCUAAUAUGGAUACAUCAGUACCCAUAAAAUCAAUGAAUUACUCUUUUCUCCAUGAUAAAUUCGACCAAGAUUAUUUUCGUGAAUCAUCUCACUUAUCUGAUAAGCAAGAUGUUGAUGAUAAAAAGGAAGGACUUACAAUAGAAGACGAUCAAAGAACAAAUUAUAAUGAUCCAGAUAACUAUUCAUCGUUGAACCAAUACAGUUGGACAGUCGAUGAACAAUGUGAAAAUCACGAUAAAUUAAAUUUCAAUGAACAUGAUUCAGAUCAUAUUCACAGUGCUGAAUAUGCUUUAUGUAGAAAUCAGCUGACUAAUUGGUUGAGUCAGAUAAAUAAAACAAGGCAUGGACAUAAGAAUAGCGAUAUUACUACUGGAGUCAAUACUACCUCCGACAUUAGUACUCUUGGUUCAAGAUAA
Messenger RNA from Heterobilharzia americana, 747 nucleotides. The record is from the annotation of a GenBank genome assembly. NCBI's taxonomy places the organism in Eukaryota, Metazoa, Platyhelminthes, Trematoda, Strigeidida, Schistosomatidae.